AUGUUCCCUGCUGAGAAACCAGCCGCCUCCGACGUGUUAGCGGAUGACUCUGCCCAUGAGCACAAAGAGCCUCCAGCAUCCAUAGAUGCCGCGAGCGACGUCACCUAUCACCAUCUGCUAACAGCAACGGUAGACGGCAUUCCCAUGAGGCAAAUAUCCGCAAACCAUUCGGAGAUGAUUCAUUCACAAGCCCUCACCGACAUCGCCGUGGCCAUGACAGCCACUCAUCAGCCCCGAGCAAAAUCCACCAAACAGUGCAGCAGGCCCCUCAAACACGGUGGGCGCUCUCCUUCCCUUGGAGGCGGAGAGGAAACACAUGGUAUGAAAAGCCCGGUCGAGUCCGUCCCUGGGAAUGCAGGGUUUUCACCUCGGAGCUGUCUUUUCGAGAUCAAAUUGCGUGAAGGGGAUUUGAAGCUAUUGCAUUAG
Messenger RNA from Penicillium bovifimosum, 426 nucleotides. RefSeq lists its product as uncharacterized. The record is from RefSeq and is a predicted model, not a curated record. The transcript is spliced from 2 exons. Lineage: Eukaryota; Fungi; Ascomycota; Eurotiomycetes; Eurotiales; Aspergillaceae. The coding region runs from base 1 to 426 and encodes 141 amino acids.